Molecule: messenger RNA, 1614 nt
Organism: Panthera uncia (snow leopard)
Lineage: Eukaryota; Metazoa; Chordata; Mammalia; Carnivora; Felidae
Gene: EPX
Product: eosinophil peroxidase
Biological process (GO): response to oxidative stress
Molecular function (GO): peroxidase activity; heme binding
Source: RefSeq, a predicted model, not a curated record
AUGCUCGUGGGGUCUCAGCCAGCCAACCUGGCUUCUCCCCUUCUCUACUCCUGGAAUCCUCAGGGCCACACCAGAGACCAUCCUUCUCGGGAUGACAGCCACACAGCAGGUGGGGAUGGGAAGGGAGGGCAGGAGAAGAGGAGACACUGUGUUAACUCCAGCAGGAGCAGUCUGCUGCCCCUGAGUCCCAGGGUGGCCCCAACAUUUUGUGGGGUCCAGGAGCCCACGCCCCACACUGACCUAUCUCCACACUGGGUCUGGGCCAUCUCGAACCAGAUUGUGCUCUUCUCCAGUGAGAGGCUGACCUCCCACCGGGGCCUGACCCUUAUGUUCAUGCAGUGCGGCCAGUUCAUUGACCACGACUUGGACUUCACCCCUGAGCCCCCAGCUAGAGUGGCCUUCACUGUGGGGGUUGACUGUGAGAGGACCUGCACCCAGUUGCCCCCCUGCUUCCCCAUCAAGUUACCCCCAAUCCCAUCCAGUGACCCCCGCAUCAGGGACCAGAGUGACUGGAUCCCCUUCUUCCGUUCAGCGCCCUCAUGCCCCCCAAACAGGAACCAAGUCCAAAACCAGCUCAGCGCGCUCACUUCCUUCUCAGAUGCCAGCAUGGUGUAUGGCAGCGAGGUCUCCCUCGCCCUGCAGCUCUGCAACCAGACCAAUCACCUGGGGCUGCUGGCCAUCAGCACCUGCUUCAGUGACAACGGCUGGGCCCGGCUCCCCUUCGACAACCUGUGUGAUGACCCCUACCUCCUCACCAACCCCUCCCUGUGCGCCCCCUGCUCCCCGGCAGGGGACUGUCGACCAUCUGAAACCCCCAAACUGGCAGCAAUGCAUACCCUGUUUAUGCGGGAGCACACCCGGCGGGCUAUGCAGCUGAGACGCCUGAUUCCCCCGUGGAGUGGAGACACCCUGCUCCAGGAGGCCCGGAAGACCGUGGAGGCCACGGUCCACAUCAUCACCUACUGAGACUUUCUGCCCCUGGUUCUGCGAGGCCCAGGCUCCCCCCGGGAGAAAACCCUGGGGCCCUACCGGGGGUCUUGCUCCAAUGUGGACCGUCGUGCGGCCAGUGUCUUCACCCUGGCCUUCCGCUUUGGUCACACCAUGCUCCAGCCCUUCAUGUUUCGCUUGGACAGCCAGUACCGUGCCUCAGCACCCAACUCAUGUGUCCCUCUUAGGACUAGCUUCUUUGCCAGCUGGCGAAUCGUGCAUGAAGGUGGCAUCAACCCCAUCAUCCCAGGCCUCAUGGCCACCCCUGCCACGCUGAACCCUCAAGAUUCCGUGUGAGUGGACGAGCUGCGGGACCGGCUCUUUUGUCAAGUGAAGAGGAUCGGGCUGGACCUGGUGGCUCUCGACACGCAACGCAGCCGGGACCACCGCGGCCUCCCGGGGCACAACGCUCGGAGGCGCUUCUGUGGGCUUUCCCAGCCCCGGAAUCUGGCACAGCUUAGCCAGGUGCUGCAAAACCCGGAUUUGGCAAGGAAGCUCCUGAAUCUGUAUGGGACACCCGACAAUACUGAUGUCUGGAUUGGGGCCAUUGCAGAGCCUCUUUCGCCAGGGGCCCAAGUGGGGCCUCUUCUGGUUUCUCUUUUUGAAAACCAGUUCACAAGAGCCUGA